AUGAAAUAUAAAAACUUAUUUUUUCUUUUCAUUCUCUGCUCGCCUUAUAUUAGUUGUUCAGAUUUAAAUCUCAUGAAUCUCGUAACAUCAUUCGUACUCUUCGAAGACAAACCAACGUCUUUGUUAAUUCCAACAUUAUGUUGGACACCAUUUGAAACGAUGUUGCUGACCAAGAAACUGUUCAAUGAAAACAUAUUCUUAGCACCUUCUCUUCAAGCUAAUAGAAGCGAAUAUUUUUUGCAUCAAAUACUGAUACUGGCUGAUUUAUCGUGUCCGGCUGUAGAAGCAUUUUUAAUUCAGACUAGCGAUCAAGGAUACUUCAAGUCGCCAUACAGAUGGCUAUUAUUAGAUCCUAACAUAGGAUCUUACAAAUUUGAUUUACUUAAUAAACUCGACAUGCCUCUCAACAGCGACGUGGUGAUUGCGAAGAAAGUCAAUAAUGAUGAGUACCACCUUAUUGAAGCCUACAAAAUUUCUGAAAAUUCAGACGUUAUUUACACAACAAGAGGCGUUUGGCGACCUUCCAGCGAUGAAAACAAUUCAAUCCCGGUCACGGAAUAUUUUCGUUUUCAGAUAACAAAAUACGGAACAAUUGAAGACUAUAGAGAGACGAGAGUGAUAUCGAUUAGAAGGCAAAACCUACGAAGACACGUUCUGACUAUGGCUAAUGUGAUAACUGAUAGCAACGAGACGAGGAAGCAUUUGGAUGAUAGGCUAAAUUUACAUCAAGACUCAAUAACAAAGAUGUCGUAUAUGGUUGUCAAAAUAUGUUUUGAAAUGUUAAACGCUACGGAAAAACGUAUAUUCACUCACACUUGGGGUUACAAGGACAAGAAUGGUAAUUGGCAAGGGAUAAUUGAUCAUCUUCUGAAGAAGGAAGCUGAUCUAGGCACGCUAACAAUAUUCACGCAAGAGCGCAUGAAGGUCAUAGACUACAUAGCCAUGGUAGGAUCAACUGCAGUCAGGUUCGUGUUCAGAGAACCGCCUUUGGCUUUGCUGGAGAAUAUCUUUGCUCUACCCUUCACUACUGCGGUAUGGAUUGCUAUAGCCAUCUGUGUUUUGGGUUGCGCCGUGUUUUUAUACAUUACUUCAAAAUGGGAAGCUACUGUGGGAAUGCAUCCCUUACAGUUAGAUGGAUCAUGGGCAGACGUGUUGAUUUUAAUCAUCGGUGCUGUUCUCCAGCAGGGUUGUACUCUUGAACCAAGAUAUGCGGCAGGGCGAUGUGUAACUCUACUAUUAUUCAUCGCAUUAACAAUCCUGUACGCAGCGUAUUCUGCAAAUAUCGUGGUCCUACUCCGAGCUCCUAGUUCCUCAGUGAGAUCUCUACCUGACCUCCUCAACUCGCCUCUUAAACUUGGCGCAAGCGAUUUUGAAUACAAUCGUUAUUUUUUUAAGAAACUAAAUGAGCCUAUAAGGAAAGCUAUUUAUAACAAAAAGAUUGCACCAAAAGGGAAGAAACCUAACUUUUAUACCAUGAAAGAAGGAGUUGAGAAAAUAAGACGGGGCCUAUUCGCAUUUCACAUGGAGCUAAAUCCGGGAUACAGGCUAAUCCAGGAAACAUACCAAGAGGAUGAGAAAUGUGAUCUUGUAGAAAUUGAUUACAUCAACGAAAUAGACCCGUGGCUGCCUGGACAAAAGCGAUCACCGUAUAAAGAUUUAUUUAAAAUCAAUUUUAUGAAGAUCCGCGAAACUGGAAUUCAAUCAAACAUCCAUCGUCGCUUGCACGUUGGUAAGCCUCGCUGUUCUGGCAGCAUCAGCACCUUCAGCAGCGUUGGCAUCACUGACAUGUACCCUGCUCUCAUCGCUACUCUGUACGGCAUGUUGAUAUCUCUUGUCGUGCUGAUACUUGAGAUAACUUAUAAAAGGCUGUAA
Melitaea cinxia (Glanville fritillary) is the source of this 1872-nucleotide messenger RNA. Its product is annotated as probable glutamate receptor. Gene Ontology annotation, cellular component: membrane. The record is from RefSeq and is a predicted model, not a curated record. NCBI's taxonomy places the organism in Eukaryota, Metazoa, Arthropoda, Insecta, Lepidoptera, Nymphalidae. The transcript is spliced from 12 exons. Gene Ontology annotation, molecular function: ligand-gated monoatomic ion channel activity. Bases 1 to 1872 code for a protein of 623 amino acids.